Messenger RNA from Ceutorhynchus assimilis (cabbage seed weevil), 8546 nucleotides. NCBI's taxonomy places the organism in Eukaryota, Metazoa, Arthropoda, Insecta, Coleoptera, Curculionidae. The record is from the annotation of a GenBank genome assembly.
CGGGGGCUACUAAACACUGGAGCGAGUAUAGCUCGAGUGUUUCAAACUCUUGAAAGGAAUACAACUAAUAGUGAUGUGAAAAUUUGAGUUUUUAACUCGCUAUUCCAUCCCAGACGCGUAUAGUUGGUAAAAAUGUGUCUGUGCUCCGCGAAAUAAAAGAUGAUAUGCCCACGUGAUCGGUGUUAUAACUUCAAGGGAAACAUCACGUGGUCACCUGUCAACAAUGUCAGUUAUCCUAUCAAACCGAAUUCGCCUAGUGACAACCAUAAUCAUCUCGAACAAAAAAAACUAAAAUUCUCAUCCCACCACAUUCCCAACUCCAUCCCACUCCAACACCAAAUUACAGUUGAUGUAUAGAAUUGUUUGUGUCAUUUUUGCAUCAUGUAACCAGUAUGUUAAAAAUAAUACAAUUUUCACCAUUUUCAAAGAGAAGAGUGGUGAUAAUUGAUCGUCAGUGGCUAAGACUGUUCGUAAACUAAUGGAAAUUGUGAAUAAAAUGCCGCUAUUGCGGCAUAUUGACCAGUGAACUAUGAAAAAUAAUAGGAGUGUUUUUCCAAAAUGGUGGGUGUUUGUUUUUGGGUCUUCUAUGGGCUUUUAUUAGUAAGUCCUUUAACCCUAGCAAAAAAUAAGUGUCCUAAAGCAUGCCGUUGCUUGGACACUUAUAUUGACUGUGACUCUAAAGGCCUUAAAUCUGUCCCAAAGAACAUACCAGAAUUUGCAGUUCAUUUGGAAAUAAACCGGAAUAAACUAACAGAAAUAGAAGCACUAACCUUUAAGGAAUUGCAGCAUUUGAGAAUCCUAAAAUUAAAGAGGAAUGAAAUUGACACUCUCAGGGAUGGGGCUUUCUAUGGUUUGACAGAUAUUGAAAAACUAAUACUGGAUAAUAACUUCAUAACAGUUACUACAAAAGGAUGGUUAUAUGGCUUAGAAAAUUUGAAAGAACUCUCGUUGAGCCAUAACAGGAUAAAUCAAAUACACGAUGAUUCUUGGGAAUUUUGCCUUGCCUUGACUGAGUUAGAUCUCUCUUAUAACAAACUGGACUCUAUCAAAGAGGACACCUUCAAGAACCUACAUAAUUUACAAAGAUUAUUUUUAAGUAAUAAUAAUAUAGCUAUUAUAAAAGAUAAGGCAUUUAUGCAUCUACCAAAGUUGAAAAUUUUACAUUUCAAUCAUAAUAAAAUAUCUUGGACGAUUGAAGAUGCCAAAGGUGUAUUUCAAGAACUUGUUGAUCUGGUGAAAUUCCAUCUUGUAGGAAAUAACAUCAAAUCUAUCAAUUCUGAUGCUUUCUUGGGACUAAGAAAUGUCACACAUAUAAAUUUGGCUGAAAAUAACAUAACUUCCAUUCAAAAUAAUACUUUCAGCAAAGUUCCAGCAUUGAAGCAAUUGAUUAUCAGCUCAAACAGUAUGCUAUGUGACUGCAAUUUAGAAUGGUUCCUGGAAUGGCUUAGUACAAAACAAAUGGAAUUACAUGCAAAAUGUGCUUAUCCACAAUGGCUUCAGGGUCAGCCUUUAUCUAAUAUAAGCAUUAGUAACUUGACAUGUGAUGAAGUUCCAAAACCCAGACUGAUUGAAGAACCAGAUGCAGAAAUAAUGGCACUAAAAGGUGAAAAUGUCACUUUAAAUUGCAAAGCCGUAUCAAGUUCGAGCAGUAACAUGACAUUUGUUUGGAAAAAAGAUAACAUAGAGCUUCUUAACUCAAAUGUAGUUAUCAAAUCCAGUGUAGAUCAAGAUGGUCGAUCUGUAGAGUCAGUUUCUGAUUUAAAAUUAAUGGCUGUAGAACAUUCACAUGCUGGAAAAUACCAGUGCGUUGUGAGUAACAGUUAUGGAACAACUUAUUCCCAGAAAGCUACUAUUUCUGUACUCGUUUUUCCCACAUUCAUAAAAAAGCCAAAAAAUGUUGAAGUAGAAGCAGGACAAACUGUCAAAUUAGAAUGUGCAGCUACAGGUGAACCUCCGCCUGAAGUAGCGUGGCACAAAGAUGGAGGAAAUGACUUUCCAGCCGCUAGGGAAAGACGUAUGCAUGUUUUACAUGGAGAUGAUGUAUUUUUUAUUGUGAAUGCACGACUGAGUGAUGCGGGCGUCUACAGUUGUACUGCCCAUAACGCUGCUGGAACAGCGUCAGCUGACGCGCAUUUACAGGUAUUACAAAGGCCCCAGCUUGCUAAUGGUCCAGAGGAUCGGGAAUUGGCUGCUGGAGAACCUAUAGUGCUGCAGUGUAUGGCUCAAGGUGUACCCAAGCCAACAGUGACUUGGUUUAAGGAUGGAGAUGCAAUUGUACCAACUGAACGACACUUCUUUAUAGCUGAAAAUCAGCUAGUAAUUAUUGUGGACUCCGUGCACAAUGACACUGGAAUAUACGAAUGCCACUUGAAUAAUUCUCAAGGAGAAGAAAUUGGUAGGAGCAGGAUUGUUGUGCAGCCAAGUGUUCUUGAUACAGGCAAUAUGCUAGGAAUCAUCAUAAUCACUGUGGCAUGUUGUGCGGUAUUCACGUCAGGCGUAUGGGUAGCCAUUAUUUAUCAAACUCGAAAGUCCGCUGCCGUAAAAGAAUCGCCUCCCUUCCCAGGCACUGAACUGACAGAAAUUCCUACAGACUGCGCUUCGCAGAGAUCUUCUUGCAAAGAUAGCGGAACGGGGGACUCGGCUAGAAGAUCCAGCGACGAUUUAGCAGAAUUCUCUGUCCUGCUUCACUGUCCCAGAUCAAACCAUGAUCGGGUUAAUCAAGGCGAAACAGUGGAACCCGGCGACUAAAAAUGCUAUACUGCAACUCUUGACUGUUUCUGGUAGGCUUUAACUUUUUCUUAAAGUUUAGUUAGUUUUUAGCAAAGGGUGAUGCAAUAAGGAUUUUUUUCCAAUUAAUCAAAACCUUCAGGGGCAGCUGUGGUUUUUUGGAUAUUUGAAUUAUACUUUUAUUGAUUGAUAACUAACCAAAUACAUUUAUUUGUUUUAAGGUAUUGUAUGCGAAAGAAAAGCUUUAAUUAAUAAUAUUUUCCUAUUGUGUCACUCUUUUUUUUAUUUAUGUAUUUAUUUAGUCAUCGUUUCCGGUUGAAACUUGCCAAAUGAAAGCUGGUAUGUUUAAUUGGCUUUCCUAUUUUCUUAAAAGGCUUCUACAAUAUUUUGCAAGAAGGUUGACUUUUUAAAAUUUAAAUCAAAUCUAUUUUUAUCCAUGGCACUGCAGACUAUGCAAGAAUGCAUAAUAUUCAAGUACAUACAUUGUGCUUAUAAAAAUAAAAAUCAAAACAUUAUUGCCUUUCCGCACUAUACCGAUUUGGUUUGCUGUUCACAUUAUCAGCAGUUACCAAAAUUGAGCAGCACUGAUAUGACCUCAAACCUUAAUUUAUUAAAUUGACCUAAUUAAGAGCCUAAUAUUUCUCCUUCUGGGUUUUUUUUUAUUAGAGUUUGAUUGAUUAUGGGGAUUUUUUGCAUUCAAUCAUGGACUUCACUGGCUGGUAAAAUGUCUCAAAUUGCUGAAAGAUUGAAAUUAUUGGAUAUUUAUGUGUAUAUCGGAGAGUUUCAAUGCAACUUAUAAGAAUCUUCUUUGUAGAAUGACAAAUAUUCCUAAAAAAAUAAGAACAAAUAAAUAUUUUCAAUACCUAAGAGCUGAAAACUUGGUGCCAUGUGUUCCUAACAAAGUCAAUUUGCAUUUGAUCAUAAAAUUCCACCUAAAACAUCCAAUAUCCUACAAUCUCUACCACCCCGACAGUGUUUCAAAUAUUUUCUUCUAUGCCUGAGUGAAAAAACUAACAGAAACCACUCCGCUUAGAAAAAAAGUUAGAAGCUUUAUUCUGAAAAUCACUUAAUUCUUUAAUUGGAGACCUAUGUUUAUUAAUUUUUGUCUCAAAAUAUUCUCUCUUUUAUUCACUCAAGUCUUGACAUCAUCAUUUCAUUUUCUUUUGUAUUCGUCUCUAUUAUGGUCAUUUGUUUUUCGGUUCCAUCCUUUGUAAUUAUGUUUCAUCCGUUUGUUUUCUAAAAAAAAUCCGCAAUUAUUAUGGCUUUUGGCCAAAGUUAUACUAUUCAAUUUUCCCUUGUAUAGGUAUAUAACUCACCUUGCAAACAUGGUCAAGGACAUUUAAGAUUUCUGUGGUCAAUAAAAUACACCUUCACAUUAUUGUUUUAAUUUUAUGGUCAUUCGAGUAUGAAUGCUUAGUGUAAAAUGAAGAUAUUGAGUUUAUUAACCUUUUCUUGUGUGUGCCUGUAUGCUGCUGCUGCCAAUCAAACAGGCAUGUAUUACAUAAUAUUCUAUUUUUCUCUAAUAAUAUGUUAAUUUUCAAUACAAUAAAACUUCCACACAAGAUUAAACUAGCAAUAAUCAAGAGAAUGCGCCAAAAUACAAUACAAAUUGCUAAAAAAGUAACAUUUUAUAUUACUGCAAUAUUAUUAUUUCAUAAACAGCACGUGGUAAAACUUAUGGAGCUGCCAUAUACGGUAGAUUUAGAAAAUGGCUUUUUGAUGAGUUUAUAAAAUGUUUGUCUAGUAGAUAGCGACAAUACAUUAAUGAGUCGCAGUCUAGGGCCGUAAUAGGCCCACCCGUUGUUGAUCUACCCCCUAACCUUUAGUAAAUUACAGGAAAAUAUUAACAGUUGUCCAGAAGUGUUAACAAUAAAAAUAAAAUAAAUAAAUACAUUUUGAUGCGAACAUUUCCAAUGUUUUUGCCAAAAUGACCAUAAAAAAAAAUAAUGCAGAAUUUCAAGGGUUGUUCAUGCCAAUUCUCGUGCCAAUUGUUCUGUUUUUUUUUUUUUGUUUUUUCUGUAGUAUGCAAUAAACCGUUCUGGUGACCGUCGCUCUGGAUUUCGCAGCAACUCCAGAUCUCGCAGCCGUUCCAGGUCUCGCAGAUCCAGAUCAGCAUCCAAGAAGAGCAGACCUCGGUCCAGGUCUAGUCCUCGUUCCCAAGGCGGUUCCGCACCCAAAGAAAACGGAAAGGGAAACAGUAAUGGAAAAGAAUAGUUUAUCAUGGUGUGAGAAAAUAUUCAAAGGCCAAAGCAAUCAGCACUAUGUUUGAAUCAAUUGAAAAAAACACACAAAACUUUGCAUAAAAUUGCUAUAUCAUACCCAUUACACAUGCGAUAGAAGUGUGGAUGCUUACAGGCUGAGACACGCGUGUUAUGUCAUGUCAGCGUUCAGAGGCAGCUAUAUCCUACCGGUCCAUAGAAAUACAUGUAAAAUUGAUGACCAAAAUUUCAUUACGGCACGCGCCAGCUUUUGACGUGACCAUAUCGUGUCGAAUGUAAUGUGUGUUCCCGACUUCGCAGUUUUCAUACCUACACACCUACAAUAUUGUGUUCCGAAUUUCUAAAAAAAGAAAGAAAUUUAAGCUUCAAUAACGGAUCCACCUCCGCAAAAACUGGAAAAGAAUAUUGCAUACCACAAAAAAUAACAGGGCAUUCGCCAUGAAUCUUGCAAAUCUACAUUUUUUUUUUAUUGCCCAUUUCAGCAAACAAAUUGAAAAUGUUGACACCAAAAUGUAUUUAUUCAUUUAUGUUAUUUUAAUUAUUGUCAUUCAGUGGAUAGAGCAGUGGAAAUAUAGUGUAACUUAACAUAUUAACAUUAGAUAAAAAUGCAAGAUGAAUAAAUGUCUGUUUGAUUAACACCAGCAACACACAAGAUACAAGUACACGAAGAAUUGUUGUGCAAUUUAGUUCCUACACCUAGUAAAUUAUGUGAAUGAUUGUUUCAAACGUUUUAAGAACAAGUCAAAAUAAAAUCUUAUAAACUCUAAAUUACAGUACUUGAUUGCUUUGGUCCUCAUUCUCUUGCUUCAACUCUUCUUGUCUUUUACUGUUUACCUUUUCGUUUUCUUUGGGUACGGAACAGCCUCAGGAACGAGAACGAGACCUGGUGCGCCUCUUCUCUCUAUUAUUCCGAGAGAACGAGGUCUGCUCUUCCUGGAUGCUUAUCUGGAUCUGCGAGACCUAGAACGGCUGCGAGAUCAAUCUAGGCAGUGAAUAUAAAACACAAAAAAAUACCUGUAUUUCAUACUAAUAAUCUCACCUUAUUGGAGUUUUCACUUCUGUCAUGUGAUCUUAAGCCCGCACCAUUUUUUUUUGGUGGUUGAUUUAAUAAUGUUAGGUUGCCUUUUCCUCAGAAUACUGAAAGUGUGAAACAUUUGUAUUACAUUAUGUGUCAGUGAAGUGCCUGUUGAAUUCAAAAAAUCUGAUCUUUACAUCCGAGUUGCAACAAACAUUUUAAUAAAUAUGUGUGUCCGAUAUACGCUAAUUAAUUCACAUUUUUUAAAAAGACAUUCAAAAACUUCUGCAUGUGUGCAAAUUAUAUUGUAAAAGCCUUUUUCCAUACUUUAUAUGUAUAUAUAUUUUUAGUACAACGGUCGAAAUUUGAUCGUGGCGCCAUCUAAGACAAAACUUCAACACCAAGCAGCAAUUUUUGCUGCAAUAUAGUGACUGAGUAUCUAAUUGGCCGACCAAUGGCGCCACGAUCAAAUUUCGACCGUUGUACUAUGUAUAUAUUGCCUACAGGCACGAAAAUUUGUUUGGUUUUCUUUGCUUUUCCUAGCCAUACUGAUGAGACCUGAUAGGUCGAAACGCGUCUAUGGACGGAAAAGCAAAGACAUAGAAAAUCAAACCAAAUAUUUUAUAUAUUUUUAAAUAUAUAGUGAUUGUCUGGAUGACCUAGAAAAGCCUUUGUGACAAAAAGUAUAUUUAUUGAAAUAAGAUUGUCAGUAACAUAAUGUAUUCCCUAUUUGUAAAAAAAAAGAGCAGCUACGAUUUUAUUUUUUAUAUUAGCCAGAUUUAAUUGAAAUGCUGUUAAAUUCCUAUUAGUAAACAGAAAAAGUUAAUACGCACGAGACUGUAGCUCUGUUUACUUGACAAUCUAUUCUUAAUUCGAGCUCAAAUCCAAUUGUUACUUGGACCGUAUUUUGAAAUCUGGGCAUGCUUUUCAAAUGUUUAAAUAUGAAUCAGAAAUAAGUCGAAGCCAAUUAGAUACCCUAAAAAUAAAUAGUGAUUUGCUUUUCAAGUACCUAUCUGAUUAGUGCUGACAGUUUUUGUUUUUUUUUUUUUUUUCACGUUGAUACAUACCUGAGAGCUGGGCAGUAAAUUGAGUAACCAAUGUAACCAUUACAGAAAAUGACCCUUGGUGUACCGAAAUUUUUAAAAGUGCGGUUUGUGUUUGUAAGGUCUCUAAGCGUACUCAUAUUUGUAUAAUUUUUGGCAUACAGAUCAUAAAAAUACUCAUAAGUUAACUAGUACAGUGGUCUGCCCAGCUCUGUAUCAAACUAGGCGGCUCUUGUAUAUAAACGUUUUUAAAUUCUUGGUUCCUGUGUUAAGUUUUGACCUAUUAGAGGAAGCAUUAUACUUUUAAGUUUUGUAUCUUGUGAUAUUAUUUAAAGAGGUAUUAUCUUUUUUGUUUUUAUUUGUCUUUUGUCCUUUCUGUAGAUUAGUAGAAGGGACUCUUUGUUCCUUAGAGAUUCUCUUUAUUUUAAAUGUAGACUAUAUUUUUAUAUUGUUAGUGAGCGGAUUUGCAUAAAUUGUUUUAUUAUUUGAGUUUUUAGUGUUUAUUUGUCUGAAACAAUGAAUCGGUUGAAAUUUAAAUGAAAAAUCUAAUAAUUAGUCUACAUUAAAUUUAUAGCUACUUAUUGGACCAGUUUUUAUUAUUUAACUGAUAAGUAUUAUUUUUUAUUUAUGUAUGUUAAGCAGAUGUAAAAUAGUGUCUUAAAGCAUACAUUGAUUUUAAACAAUCUGAAAGUUGAUUGGAUUGAAAUUGUAUAAUGCUACCUGACAUUUUUAAAUUUCAUAUUCUGCAGUUUCGGCUUCUGUAAAGAUUUUUCAACUUCUAAUUUCUGUGGAGUUACAGGAGAAAGUUGGGUAGCUUUCGAUAUACUAGCGUCUAAUUCUAAGAACAAAGCUCUUGAUUUUUUUGCUUAUCUUGCUUGAAGUUGAGAAGUUCUUCAAAUUCUUUGCCUUGAUAAUAUUCAUCAAAUAGACUAUCCUUUUUAUCUGAAGUUUCUCAUAAAAAAAACUCAAGGUGAUCGAUUCUAAAAGUUAACUGUGAUGAGCAUUUUUUAAUGCAAUUAGAUUUUUCCUAUAUAUUCAUUGCCCCUAAUUUUUACCUGGUGAACAUCUCCAUUGAGCAUUUAAGCAAAAUUAUCAGAGAUAAGACGCAAAAAAUGUCAGUUAGUAUUAUAAAUCCACCCCAAACAGACAGACAUUUAUUAUUGAUAUUGUAUGUUCUAGACAAAAACUCUUGGUAGCCCGAACACCGUACAACUAUAUUUUUAAUUCCUUUAAUUUAGGUAACUUAUCUAACUAGUUCUGCUUGAAUGUGUUCUAUUUAUUUUUGAAAAAACAGUACGCAUGUGAAUGUGGUUUGAAUAUAUUUUAGCCAGUAAGUACUAGGGUUCUAAAUCAACAAAAAAAUGACAGUACCUUUACAUGCCCUUAAAAGAGAUUUCUGAGAGGAAAUCGAUUUUCUCUUAUUCUUCUCUAAAAUGCCAUUUACAAUUUUAUUUUAUUUUCACAAAUUUCACAUACACUCCUUUAUAGUAUUAUCAUUGUGAUGACCCUAUAUUUUUGUCUCAAAUAAACAACUUUACUCAA